AUGUUGAGCAGUUCAUCACGAACAUUGCUAAGCAUCGCUUGGUUUUUGAAUCUGCUUGUCAAGGCGGAAGGAAGCUGUGUGCGAAAUUGGACUAGAGGCGGUGCAGCCGGCGAGGAUAAAACGAAGCAACAAUUCGAUGAAUUGGAUAGUAGAUUUUUUUGUUGCAAAACAUCCUUUCUGAUGCUCUUUUUGUGCUAUGUUCCUUUUGAUUGA
This is a messenger RNA of Cylicocyclus nassatus, 213 nucleotides long. The record is from the annotation of a GenBank genome assembly. Lineage: Eukaryota; Metazoa; Nematoda; Chromadorea; Rhabditida; Strongylidae.